AUGGUGCUGCUGCUGCUGGUGGCCAUCCCGCUGCUUGUGCACAGCUCCCGCGGGCCGGCGCACUACGAGAUGUUGGGUCGCUGCCGCAUGGUCUGCGACCCUCACGGGCCCCGAGGCCCGGGCCCAGACGGCACCCCCGCUUCCGUGCCUCCCUUCCCGCCGGGCGCCAAGGGAGAGAUGGGUCGCCGGGGAAAGGCAGGCCUGCGGGGGCCCCCGGGGCCACCAGGUCCCCGAGGACCCCCAGGAGAGCCCGGGAGGCCCGGUCCCCCGGGUCCUCCGGGCCCCGGCCCCGGCGGGGUGGCGCCCCCUGCCGGCUACGUGCCUCGCAUUGCCUUCUACGCCGGCCUGCGGCGACCUCACGAAGGGUACGAGGUGCUACGUUUUGACGACGUGGUGACCAACGUGGGCAAUGCUUAUGAGGCAGCCAGCGGCAAGUUCACCUGCCCCAUGCCGGGCGUCUACUUCUUUGCUUACCACGUGCUCAUGCGGGGCGGCGACGGCACCAGCAUGUGGGCCGACCUGAUGAAGAACGGACAGGUGCGGGCCAGCGCCAUAGCACAGGACGCCGACCAGAACUACGACUACGCCAGCAACAGCGUCAUCCUGCACCUGGAUGUAGGCGACGAGGUUUUCAUCAAGUUGGACGGCGGGAAGGUGCACGGCGGCAACACCAACAAGUACAGCACCUUCUCAGGCUUCAUCAUCUACCCGGACUGA
Messenger RNA from Lepus europaeus (European hare), 717 nucleotides. It is a transcript of the gene C1QL4, whose product is annotated as complement C1q like 4. The transcript has 2 exons. The record is from RefSeq and is a predicted model, not a curated record. Gene Ontology annotation, molecular function: protein binding. The coding region runs from base 1 to 717 and encodes 238 amino acids. NCBI's taxonomy places the organism in Eukaryota, Metazoa, Chordata, Mammalia, Lagomorpha, Leporidae.